This is a messenger RNA of Eremomyces bilateralis CBS 781.70, 4097 nucleotides long. RefSeq names its product HD-domain/PDEase-like protein. Gene Ontology annotation, biological process: signal transduction. Bases 455 to 3628 code for a protein of 1057 amino acids. The transcript is spliced from 5 exons. Lineage: Eukaryota; Fungi; Ascomycota; Dothideomycetes; Eremomycetales; Eremomycetaceae. The record is from RefSeq and is a predicted model, not a curated record. Gene Ontology annotation, molecular function: 3',5'-cyclic-nucleotide phosphodiesterase activity.
AACACCGGGACUCGACAAUUCGCGGCUGAUCACUCGGAACAUCGCUCAACAGCGUGUGCUCAGAUUCAAUCCCGAUUAUCACCCUCGAAUAUCGGGUCGAGAACGCCAAUUGCCACUAACGUUCGGUGAGACGCAUAUUUUCACGCUGUGGACGCAACUUCCCGAAACGAACCAGUCGAGAUCGCGCGUUCCAUUUCUGAUAUCGGUUUCCUCCAGCGGUCACUCCCUGCUCCACCGCGACUCGCUAGACUCUCCCCGCGACUUCUACAAUUCCGAUCGAUGUCUCUGUCUUCGUAAAUCGAUCGUCGCAUUGCAUCCGCCACUAUCCGCCUCAUUCAACUCAAUGCGACAGCCUGCGUGGCCUCCCUCUUCCGUGUGCGACAUCAUAUCCGCCUCGACCUCGCCGUGGUAAACGUCUGGUGCAGAACCGGGCGCACGUUGUUUCCACACGGCCAUGGAGCAUGGGGCCUGUAACGUGAUAUACCUCGACCGGCGGGCGCAAGAGGGUCGCGUUGGCCGCGAUGACUUCAAAUCGAUGCAGAGCCCGCCCAAGAGGAGGAGUUCAGGGAGCGAUUCGCUGGGGUACUUCAAACUGGCCCCAGCGACAUCGGCGGAAGUAGUAUCGAACCUCGAGAAUAUCUUGUCGACAUUUCAUGAAGUUCAUGUUUUCCGCUCCGGCGCCUCGUGUCUUGCGAAAGUCGCCCAACUCGACGAUAACAAGGACAAGAAACUCCCGACUCUUGUUCUUAUUGACAUACCGUAUGACGAAGAGCAACGACUUAAAAGACUCUCAAGGGAGCCACGGAUGUUGUCUCCCACGGCCGUGCGAAGAACCACGAACGAGUCGGUCGAGGGCGACGAAUUGUACGGCAUCCACCUCUUAACACACAUCUCGACCGAGAUACACUCGCAGAAUCUCUCCAGGCUCGUCGUACCAGUGGUUGUGCUCAGCGGCUUCGAGCGCGACUGGGGAUCGACGAAUCUCGCGACCUCUUCUGCUCAAGGAUCGUAUGUUCUCAGCGACAACGCGCGGUUGAUGCGAUAUCUCGAUGCCGGUGCAGUCGAUGUGGUAACGAGUCCACUCUCCAAGGACCACAUCCAGAGUCUGGCGGUGCAUGCAUAUCGGACCUAUAAGGAAUUUAUUAGAGAUGAGCAAGGGUUCCUAGCAAAACGACGGGCGAGGAAACGAUCGUGGGUCGGCGUCAGUGAGGACAAACCCUACUCGUAUCUCCGGGAAGCAAUGGUGUCAAACUUGAUGAGUGGCAUCUGCAACCCCGAGGAGGCUGCGGAUUCGAUUGACCCAAGCGACAUCCUAGUCAAACCAGAUCGCAGAACGAAAGUGGAGGCUGCUGUUGGCUCCUGGGCAUUUUCAGCGCACGAAUUCACGGACGAUGAGUUGCUUUACGGCGCACUGGUGAUGCUGGAACAUGCAUUGCAAAUGGAAGAGCUUGCGAAAUGGCGACUGCCGAAAGACGAAUUAGUCGUCUUUCUAUUAGCUAGCCGGAUGGCGUACAACGACUUUGUAUUCUACCACAACUUCCGUCACGUCGCCGACGUGCUCCAAGCCGUCUUCUACUUCCUCCUUCAAAUCGGUACUUUGCCUCCAUAUCCUUACAAUACUCGCCGAUCCUCUGGCCCACCAUCCGCCAUUGCUUCCCUUCUCAAACCUUUCGAUGCGCUCACCCUUCUCAUCUCCGCGAUCGGCCACGACGUCGGUCAUCCGGGAGUCAACAACGCCUUCCUCGUCGCAUUGAACGCCCCGCUCGCGCAAUUAUACAACGAUCGGUCUGUGCUCGAGUCUUUCCACUGCGCGGCAUACUCGCAGAUCCUGCGGCGGUAUUGGCCGGACGCGUUCUCGGAUAUCGACAUGCGGAAGCGCAUGAUCAGCGCCAUCUUGGCUACCGACAUGGGAUUGCAUUUCAAAUACAUGGCCGAUCUCGGGAAUCUGCAGGAGAAGCUGGAUCAUAACGAGAGCACGCUCGAUGGGUGGAAUUUGAAGAUCCUUGAGGAAUAUCGCGACCUAGCGUGUGGGCUGUUGAUCAAAUGCGCUGACAUUAGCAAUGUGGCGCGAAAAUUCGACACUGCUAGGCAAUGGGCUGAAAUACUCACGGACGAGUUCUUUAACCAGGGCGAAAUGGAGAAGGAACUCGAGAUGCCCACGACUCUCUUCGCUCCCCCGGAACGCGACAACUUGACCAAACUCGCCAAGUCGCAAAUCGGAUUCAUCAACAUCUUUGCUCGUCCUCUCUUUGAACAGGUUUCCCAUGUUCUACCGGGAAUGGCAUUCAGCGUCGAGGAGCUCAUCACCAACAAGCAAAUCUGGGAACACAAGAUUGCGGUAGAGAAGGAGCUGCAAGCAAAGCAAGGACCGGCACGAGAAAUGAAGCUAUUAGCGCCUGGCGCCUUGCAUGAAGAUCAUGCCCCGAGCCCCAUGACGCGAAGCCGAGAGAACUUGGCGGAUGUUGCACAGGUCGAUGAAGAGAUAUCGGAUCCGAUGGAGACUGGCGCUCCUUCUCCUGGUGAGAAUGGCGGUACUCCGCUUGCACACUCCUCAAGGGCCCAAUCCAUACCACUCUCACCACUCUCUACCGAACCUCCAUCCACCACAUCCGUCAUCUCCUCUGACCAGGCACCUACAUCAUCCACAAGUACUGAUCAUACCACCCUGCAAAACUUCAUCGUCGAACCUAACCACCUCCCUGAAAGAAUCAUCCAAUCCGAGAUCAUAGACCGUCCUUCCAACCCAUCACAUACCUUUACCCCCCCAACAAAGAAGAAGGAAAGGGGAACGCUAUUAAACAACUCUGCAGUCCCUAACGAGUCACAGGACAGUGAAAAGGAAACCUCGUCCCGUCCUCGCUUCUUCCGCUCUCGCAGUAAGGAUAACUCUCGGAAAAUCAAGGGCAAUCCCACACUCCGUAGCAAGUCCGCCGACCGCAAAUCGCUCCCGUAUCCCGCCACCACCAUCCACCGCCAGCACCCAUCGCACGGGUCUUCGACCUCCCGCCCUUCAGAUUCAUUCACCGACGCCACCUCUAGCCCUCGCCACUUCCCUAGCCACCCGAACCUCCGCUCCAACGGUGACUCCCACUCCGCUUCCCAACCCGAGUCAUACCCACCCCUCCCAAGCGCCCCGAACGCGUACACGAGCGCCGUUAAUGGCAACACCGCCCUCACGAACGGUGUCCCUGUCUCCAGCAACACCGGCCCCGGCGCCGAUGCAAGCACGCAUCGCACCGGCAGCCCGUUUACCGACAGCACGCGGCCGACAUCCCGAGAAUGGAGCGAGUCGGCCGCGCUGACGGACGAAGUGGACGAGGUGCCACCGUUCAACGCUGAUGACGUGAAGCCGUACAGCGGUACCUUUGGUGGACGGGACGGGAACGCUGGUGGUGGGCAGGAUGGAACGAAUGGCGCAGAUUAUCACACGGUGCCGAUGGCUGGUGGGACCGUGGAGAACGGUGAUUGGAAAGGUGGGGAGGGGCUGGGGAAGAAGGGGAGUCGGUUUCAGUUGAAGAAAUAUUGGAAGCGGAAGUGGAAGGAUGCGGUAGGGAUGCAGGGGCAGGGCCAGGGGCCAGUGAGGGAGGGGGUGCAGGUUCGUGGUGGAGGCGGGGAUGUGAAGGGGUGAAGAAGCAGCGAGGAGACGACGAAUUCUAACAACCCUCCUCUGUUCGAGCCGAUCGAACUACCACGAGAACCACUAGCCGCAUGACAAUGGCUCGGAAGCGCGCUGCUCACCUGCCAUCUCCAGUCAUAUAUUUUACCACGACUAUUAUCCGGCGGACGAGCAUCACGACGCGAAUCGAACGGUCCCGCCGAUCCAUCGAUUCUUGUGUAUAUACCUCUCCCCUCCUCGGAUGACACAUGCGGAUUAGCUACCGGGUCGUUUAUCCGCGCAUCUUGCUCUGGUGGAAUUCCCACAGCCUUAAUUGAAUAAUGCAUGUGGCUUGCGUUUCCGCUUGGCGCUGUAUGAUGACGGACGGCUAGGAAUCGCAAAGCAGGUACCAACGGAAGUUCGAAAGCCAUUCAUCGCGGUUCAGAGUCAAUUCCGCGUCUUCUCCCCCGGAUCUUCUCCACACAGUCGGAUGAGCGCUAGA